CUACUACGCUGUGGGGGCAGCUUUACACAUGUCCAACCACUCCCUGCAUCUGAGCAAGGUGAAAAUUUCCAAGCCUGCUUCAUACUAGGAAGGAACAGCUGUAGCAAAUGGAGAAUUUACAGAGUUAAAGCUCACAGAUUACAAAGGAAAAUACAUGGUAUUUUUCUUUUAUCCUUUGGACUUCACAUUAAUGUGCUAAUGGAAAUGAUUGCUCUUGGAGACAACAUAGAAGAAUUUAGAUUAAUAAAUUAUAAAGUUGUAGCUUGUUCAGUGGACUUUAAUAUCACGAACUUGGCAUUGAUAGAUACACUCCAAAAGCAAGGAGGACUUGGUCCAAUGACAAUUCCUCUACUUUCUAACCUAACUCACCAGAUCUCAAGGGAUUAUGGUGCAUACCUAGAGGACCAAGAUCACACUCUAAGCUGA
This is a messenger RNA of Staurois parvus, 426 nucleotides long. The record is from the annotation of a GenBank genome assembly. NCBI's taxonomy places the organism in Eukaryota, Metazoa, Chordata, Amphibia, Anura, Ranidae.